GAUCCCGCCGAGCUCGGAGCCGUCACCCCGGGGUGGGGACGGAGCCGAGGGACUGUUCGCGGCGGCGGCAUUCGGAAGGUGGGAGCGGCGCCCGACGAGGCGAGCAGGUUGUGAACAAUGGCUGUGUGGAUCCAAGCACAGCAGCUCCAGGGAGAUGCCCUCCACCAGAUGCAAGCAUUAUAUGGCCAGCACUUCCCCAUUGAAGUGCGGCAUUACUUAUCCCAGUGGAUUGAGAGCCAAGCUUGGGACUCAAUAGAUCUUGAUAAUCCACAGGAGAACAUUAAAGCUACUCAGCUCCUGGAGGGUCUGAUCCAGGAGCUACAGAAGAAGGCUGAACACCAAGUGGGGGAAGAUGGGUUUUUACUGAAGAUCAAGCUAGGGCAUUAUGCCACUCAGCUUCAGAACACUUAUGACCGCUGCCCCAUGGAAUUGGUCCGCUGCAUCCGACACAUAUUAUAUAAUGAACAGAGGCUGGUCCGAGAAGCUACCAACGUGAGUGUCCCAGGGAGCUCUGUAAGAGCAUCCUCUCUUGUCAGACUCUCUCUGUGUCACUGUCAAGUGAAGGCCACCAUCAUCAGUGAGCAGCAGGCCAAGUCUUUGCUGAAGAAUGAGAACACUCGAAACGAUUACAGUGGUGAGAUAUUGAACAAUUGCUGUGUGAUGGAGUAUCACCAGGCAACCGGCACCCUCAGCGCACAUUUCAGGAAUAUGUCCCUAAAACGCAUUAAGAGGUCUGACCGUCGUGGUGCAGAAUCAGUAACAGAAGAGAAAUUUACAAUCCUGUUUGAGUCACAGUUCAGUGUUGGUGGGAAUGAGCUGGUUUUUCAGGUCAAGACCCUCUCCCUCCCUGUGGUGGUGAUUGUUCAUGGUAGCCAAGAUAACAAUGCUACAGCCACUGUUCUCUGGGACAAUGCUUUUGCAGAACCUGAGAAGAUGAGCAGUAGCAACAACAUGGAGGAUUACAACAGCAUGGCCAUCUCUUGGUCCCAGUUCAAUAGGGAGAACUUACCUGGACGGAAUUAUACUUUCUGGCAGUGGUUUGAUGGAGUGAUGGAAGUGUUAAAAAAACAUCUCAAGCCUCAUUGGAAUGAUGGGGCCAUCUUGGGUUUUGUGAACAAGCAGCAGGCCCAUGACCUACUCAUCAACAAACCAGAUGGAACCUUCCUACUUCGAUUCAGUGACUCUGAAAUUGGGGGCAUCACCAUCGCCUGGAAGUUUGACUCUCAGGAGAGGAUGUUUUGGAAUCUGAUGCCUUUUACCACCAGAGACUUCUCUAUCCGGUCCCUGGCUGACCGCUUGGGAGAUCUGAAUUACCUUAUCUACGUGUUCCCUGAUCGGCCAAAAGAUGAAGUAUACUCCAAGUAUUACACACCAGUUAUGUGCGAGUCUGCCACUGCAAAAGCUGUGGAUGGAUAUGUGAAACCACAGAUCAAGCAGGUGGUCCCAGAGUUUGUCAGCGCAUCUGCAGAUUCUUCAGGGGGCAGUGCCACAUACAUGGAUCAGGCCCCGUCCCCAGCUGUGUGCUCCCAGUCUCAUUAUAACAUGUAUCCCCAGAACCCUGACUCUGUCCUUGACCCAGAUGGGGAUUUUGACCUGGACGACACUAUGGAUGUAGCAAGACAUGUUGAAGAACUCUUACGCCGACCAAUAGACAGUCAAUGGAUUCCCCAUGCCCAGUCGUGACCCCUGAUCCCUCCAGCCCAUAGCUCUUCAUCCCCCAGCCGGAGGAUCACUCUUGUGGAUGUUUAAUUCCAUGAAUCGCUUCUCUUUGGAAAUAAUAUUCAUAAUGUGAAGUGUUAAUACUAGUUGUGACUUUAGUAUUUCUGUGCAUGGUGAUGCCAGUGGGGUGGGUGUGAGUGUGUAUGAGUGUGUGUAUGUAUAUUCAAGUGAGGUAUUUUUCUUCCCCUUCCCUCCUUUCUGUCCAGGAUUUGGCUGCAUUUAUCAAGACCUUAGGGACUGUGGCCAAUCUCUCUUUACUAAAAGCCAGUUCUUGGGAAAGUCUGAGCUUUGGCUUUGGAGGGUGGGGAUGGGUAGGGGUGGAAGGGAGGUUGCACCUCCUAAUCAAGGACUUAUGUUGCUGUUUCAGCCAAAUAUUACAGUCAAAAAUUUAACAGUUGUUGCCUUUAACUAUCCUCUGAAAUUUCGAUCACUGCCUUUUAACAGGAAAAGCCAGGUUUUCUUUCUUUCUUUUUUUUUCCUAGGUAGGGUUGGGAAAUUAUGACAGUUUGAAAAAAUAGAUGGAGUGGGGGAAAAGAGUUUUGGGUUUUCUGUUUAGGGGUUGAUCUUUUUAAAAUGCCACUUAGCACAUACAAAUUCACCUUUUUAUGUGGAGUUGCUCCUUUGCGGGAGUGAGAACGCAUGCAUGCAUGAAUGUUUGGGGAUGUGUAUGUUUGACAUGGGUAUAAGACAGACUAGCCACAGAUGUACAUGCUUGUAGUACUGAUAUCCUGUGCAUUUGGGCUAUGGUGGAAUACUAGAUAUUAACUUCCCAGGGUUAAAAACAAUAAUUUGUUUCCUGAGGUAACCCACAAUUUGGAUCUGAUCAUUCAAAGACUUUUCCUUCCCUGCUUAUUCUCUGGAAUGUUGGAUACCAAAGUGUGAGGGUUUUGUUUUUAAGGAUCACUUAAAGAGUUAUGGAUUUUAUAAAUGUUAGGUGCCCUUUUGUUUUUUCUAAAAUGUAUCCUCUUCAUUUCCCUUCUGCCUCUCCCCACUCACAGAUGUCAUCAGAAUUGUCUUUCUUUACCUCCAAGUCCUAUGCCAGUCCUAGGCCCAUUGUCACUUGCUUUUCCUUCCAGUGUUUACACCAGUGUCUUGAAGAUUUGAUGGCAUGAAUGUCGUCUGAACCAAAGGCUAGCUUGUUGAAUUUGAAGUCCAUGGUCCACCUAUUGUGUGGUUGUGGGCAGUGAUAGAAGUUGGGGGGGGGUUAUUUGUAAUGUUUUUGAUUUUAUUUUGGUAAACAGGAAAAAAGGGAAAAAAAUGAAAUUAAGCAUAGCAUAAUUUUGACUCAUGGCAAUUUCUUCAGUAGCUUCUUACUGCUGGGGAGAUGUGGGCUGUGACUGGGAUGUGUAGCUGAACAUAGGUUGGGGAGUGAGCAGACACAGCCUAUGGGUGAAGCCUAUGAGGUUCUUCCCCCAACCCCCUCUCUCCAAGAGAAGGGCACAUGGCCAUACCCAGGAGAGUUAUGUCACUAAAAACCUUAUUUUUAUACUUGCUAGUAAAUAAACAGAUAUUUUUUUAACAAAAAAGUUAUGAAUUUAUCAAGUAUCUUGAUGUUGAUGGAGAAAAUAUUCCACUUUAGUAAAGUAUUUAUUGGAAGGUAACUUUUUAAAAGCCGCUGUGUGUUAGCCUUGGCUCAGUUUUAUAUGUUGAUUAUUUUUUAACCUGGGCAUCCACACCCUGGCAUUGCCAGGCAGUAGGAGCAUCUCUUUGCCCCUCCUGGGAGAAGACUGAACUCUCCAGGAACACCAGCAUUGGCUGUGGGAUGCUGUUCACCCCAGGAUGUGGGCUUAAUUAGGACUCCAGUCCUGAAAAUGGAGGAGGGGGGAAAAGAGGAAGGGGAAAAACUGUGUUUCCUAGGUACUGGGACUUUCAUAAAGAAUCUGAGAAAUGACUCUCUAGCUUUCUCACUUCCUGAUUACCCCUUCUGAACAGGCUUAGGAGUCUCGGGCCCUGGGUGAGACUUGGUCCCGCCUGGAGUGGUAUGGCCUAAGAAUUCAAUUCAUGUUCUGGCAGCCUGUGCCCACCAGGGGGCAGCACGAAAAUAGGAUCAUGUCUGAGGUGGACUGUGAAAGAGCCGAACAAGGGAAAACCAUAGAAAUGUGUUCCUCUUUCCUGGGCUCCGCCCAGUUCCAUGCUGAAGAUGGUUCUAGGAAGCGGUGAUGCUCUUAACUCGCACUCACUCCCGCAAUUGCAAUUCUCCAGGGACACCAGGCUUCCCAGAUAGCAUGAGACCUGGCACUUGGCUUAGCUGCCCUCACUCUUCCAGAAGCUGCUCCUGCGAGACAUUUUGGACUGAAAUAUAUAUUGUUUUCCUUCUCCCCUUCUCCCCUUCCCCCCUUGCAAAAUACAGAGCCAAACUUUUGUUCAUGCUGAUUAUUGAUGAAAGUCAAGUUUUGACCAUUUCACCUCCCUCUUUGCCCCUCUCACAAAACAGCAGCAAAAAUGUUUCAAUGGUAUGUGGUAUACACAGGGUUUUGUGAGGGUGGGAAUACCCAAAAAGUGAGUAUAAUUUAAAUAAGAGAAUACUUUUGAUAAUUUUUCUUUUUAAAACUUUGUGAAAUUAUUUCGGAUACAUAUUUUAGUGUUGAAGCAGAUACAUAUAUAUAGCCAGCCACCAAUAAAGUAUUGUGUACAAUUUUGGGCAGUCACAAAAUUGUGUAUUUUAUGUUACAAUAAAGGCCUCCUGAAGAGACAA
Vombatus ursinus (common wombat) is the source of this 4414-nucleotide messenger RNA. Its product is annotated as signal transducer and activator of transcription 5B. The coding region runs from base 118 to 1683 and encodes 521 amino acids. Gene Ontology annotation, molecular function: DNA-binding transcription factor activity, RNA polymerase II-specific; RNA polymerase II cis-regulatory region sequence-specific DNA binding. Gene Ontology annotation, biological process: growth hormone receptor signaling pathway via JAK-STAT; cell surface receptor signaling pathway via JAK-STAT; response to peptide hormone. The transcript is spliced from 16 exons. NCBI's taxonomy places the organism in Eukaryota, Metazoa, Chordata, Mammalia, Diprotodontia, Vombatidae. The record is from RefSeq and is a predicted model, not a curated record.